This is a messenger RNA of Sinocyclocheilus anshuiensis, 5732 nucleotides long. Its product is annotated as collagen alpha-1(XI) chain-like. Gene Ontology annotation, cellular component: extracellular matrix. Lineage: Eukaryota; Metazoa; Chordata; Actinopteri; Cypriniformes; Cyprinidae. The record is from RefSeq and is a predicted model, not a curated record. The coding region runs from base 205 to 4989 and encodes 1594 amino acids. The transcript has 57 exons. Gene Ontology annotation, molecular function: extracellular matrix structural constituent.
GGGAACAAACCGGUUUUCUUUUUUUCAGGAGAGCCCGUUUACCUUCAGUCUGAGAGUCUACUGGGCGGAGGGACUGAGGAGUUUGUUCACGACGAGAACCAAUUGAUUUUUUUCGCUCAUGGCAGUGCAGAAAUAAAUAAAAAUAAUCUGGAUUGUGGAAAAAGGAACGAAUUUGAAAAUAAGAUACAGUUGAGGGCGCCGGUCAUGGAUAAGGAUAAGGAAAGGUGGUCCACGAGAUGGAAAACGAAAAACUGGUUUAGGAACUCCGCUUUAAGUGCAAUCUUCAGUCUGACUUUUGUCCUACAGGCAACACAUGUGAGAGCAGCUGAACCGGUGGAUGUGCUCAAGGUCUUAGAUUUUAAAAGUUCACCAGAAGGAGUGAAGAAAACACAAGGCUUCUGCACCAUCCGGAGAGGAUCCAAACCAGAUGUGGCCUACCGAGUGGACAAACAGGCUCAACUCAGUACUCCAACCAAGCAGCUCUUCCCAGGAGGAGUAUUCCCUCAGGAUUUCUCCAUCCUUAUGACGAUCAAACCAAAGGCGGGAGUACAGUCCUUCCUUUUGUCGGUAUACAACGAGCAGGGCAUCCAGCAGCUGGGUGUGGAGGUGGGCCGCGCGCCGGUCUUCCUGUAUGAGGAUCAGCAUGGGAAGCCCGCUCCUGAGGAUUACCCCCUUUUCCGUGCCAUUAACCUUGCAGAUGGAAAGUGGCACCGUGUGGCUAUUAGCAUAGAAAAGAAGACCGUCACAAUGAUUGUGGACUGUAAGAAGAAGAUCUCUAAACCACUCAGCAGAAGUGACCAUGCAAUCAUUAACACCGAUGGCAUCACUGUCUUCGGGACCAGAAUCCUGGACGAGGAAGUUUUUGAGGGAGACAUCCAGCAGCUUCUUUUGGUGGCAGAUGCUCGUGCAGCCUAUGACUACUGUGAACACUACAGCCCUGACUGUGAAACACCCCAUCAAGAGACACCACAGGCCCAGGAACCUGAGGAAGAGUACAAUACUGAAUACACAGAUUAUAAUGAGUUCUAUGACUACACAGAAGAAGGGACUGCCACUGAAAAUCCCACUGACAAUGUUGGUACUAAGACCAAGCCCAGCACUGCUGACACUGGAGACUACUAUAUUGAGCAGGACUAUGGCACUGAAGCCCCUUCUGUUAUCAUUCCAGCCAAUGAGAAUCCAUCUCCAAAAGAGGAAAUAGUAGACGACUACAUUACAGGGAUAGAAGAAGUUGGAGUGGAUCCCACCGUUGCCACCAAUGAGAAUGUGGAUAUUGUGGAGUCCAAAAGCACUAAUGGUGCAGAAAACCAGGACUUUAAGGAAUACGACAUUAACGAAUAUGAUACAAAAGAGAUAGACCCCAGCAUUUAUGAAGAUUCGUUCUAUGACUACAAUACUAAUGGAGCUAAACCCACCGGAUCAACCUACGAGAGCGAGUUUGGACCGGGCCGACCUGCUGAAACGCAGGUCACAGAGAGCAAUGUUGGUGGUGGCUAUGGUGGUGAAAAGGGGCAAAAAGGUGAACCUGCAGUCAUUGAGCCGGGGAUGCUGGUAGAGGGACCCCCAGGACCACCAGGUCCCCCUGGUCUCCCCGGCACUCCAGGUAUACAAGGCUCCUCAGGCCUCUACGGAGAUCCUGGUGAGAGGGGCCCUCCUGGUCGUCCUGGUUUGCCAGGCGCAGAUGGAGCUCCGGGGCCCUCUGGCACCAUCCUCAUGUUGCCGUUCCGCGCUGGUGGAGAAGCUCACAAAGGUCCAGUGGUGACGGCACAAGAAGCUCAGGCCCAAGCCAUCCUCGCCCAGGCUCGGUUGACUAUGAGGGGACCACCUGGCCCAAUGGGAUUGACAGGACGUUCCGGCCCUGUGGGUGGUCCUGGUGCACCUGGUGCUAAAGGGGAAAGUGGAGAUUCUGGCCCACAGGGACCGAGAGGACUUCAGGGCGCUACUGGACCACCUGGAAAAGGAGGCAAGAGGGGCCGAAAUGGAGCCGACGGAGCCAGAGGAAUUCCUGGAGAAUCAGGAGCCAAGGGGGACCGAGGAUUUGAUGGACUUCCUGGUCUUCCUGGUGAGAAAGGACACAGGGGUGAGGGAGGUCCUAUCGGCUCACCAGGCCCUCCAGGAGAGGAUGGACCGAGGGGCGAGGAUGGUGAGAUUGGACAGAGAGGAAUGCCAGGAGAAAGUGGUCCAAGAGGACUGCUGGGCCCCAGAGGUUCUGCUGGGACCCCUGGACAGCGUGGUCUUCCUGGAUUGGAUGGACCACCUGGCCCUAAAGGAAAUAUGGGUCCUCAAGGAGAGCCUGGACCUUCUGGGCAACAGGGGAACCCCGGUCCACAUGGUCUGCCUGGUCCUCAAGGCCCGAUCGGUCCACCUGGAGAGAAAGGUCCCAAUGGGAAACAGGGGCUCCAUGGACUGGCUGGGGCUGAUGGGCCUCCCGGUCAUCCUGGGAAGGAAGGUUCUCCCGGGGAGAAAGGAGCAGCUGGCCACUCAGGUCCCCAGGGGUCCAUUGGCUAUCCCGGUCCCCGAGGUGUGAAGGGUGCAGAGGGCGUUCGUGGCUUGAAGGGCGGCAAAGGAGAAAAGGGAGAAGAUGGUUUUCCUGGGUUCAAGGGUGACAUGGGCCUCAAGGGUGAUAAGGGAGAGGUUGGCGUGUUGGGCCCCAGAGGAGAAGACGGACCAGAGGGGCCGAAAGGUAAAGGAGGUCCCUCUGGAGAGGCUGGUCCCAUGGGCAUGGCAGGAGAGAAGGGAAAACUUGGUGUUCCAGGUUUGCCUGGCUACCCAGGAAGACAAGGUCCUAAAGGUCCAUCUGGUCUGAAGGGAAGCGAGGGUCCACAGGGUCCACCCGGUCCUAUUGGGUCACCAGGAGAGAGAGGAGCAGCUGGACCCGGAGGACCCAUUGGUCUAACAGGACGCAAUGGCCCUCAAGGACCCCCGGGACCUGCUGGAGAGAAGGGUGCUCCGGGUGAGAAAGGACCUGCUGGUCCUGCCGGCCGGGAUGGCAUCCAAGGUCCAGUUGGACUCCCAGGCCCAGCCGGACCUCAGGGUCAACCUGGAGAGGAUGGUGACAAGGGAGAAGUUGGAGAACCUGGUCAAAAGGGAAGCAAGGGUGACAAAGGCGAACAUGGUCCACCAGGUCCAGUAGGUCCUCAGGGUGUAAUUGGAGCUCCAGGUCCUGCUGGUUUGCCAGGACCACCAGGUGAGAAAGGAGAGAAUGGAGACGUCGGCCCAAUGGGUCCACCUGGUCCUCCUGGUCCCAGAGGUCCUCAAGGUCCUAGUGGAGCGGAUGGUGCUCCUGGCCCUACCGGAGGUAUCGGCGCAAUGGGUGGAAAUGGUGAAAAGGGUGAGACCGGUGAGGCAGGUAAUCCAGGACCACCAGGAGAACCUGGUUCAGUAGGACCCAAAGGUGAGCUUGGAGAGAAAGGGGAAGCUGGCCCUCCUGGAGCUGCAGGACCCGCUGGUGCAAGAGGACCCCCUGGAGAUGACGGUCCCAAAGGAAACCCAGGUCCUAUUGGCUUCCCUGGAGAUCCAGGUCCUCCUGGUGAGCCCGGAGCAGGUGGACUGGAUGGCCUUCCCGGAGACAAGGGAGAUGAUGGAGAGGCCGGUCAGCCUGGUCCCCCUGGUCCAUCUGGUGAAGCUGGUCCUCCAGGACCCCCUGGAAAGCGAGGUCCUGCUGGUCCAGCUGGUACAGAAGGCAGACAAGGAGAGAAGGGUGCAAAGGGUGAGGCCGGUGCUGAAGGACCAGUGGGCAAAACUGGGCCUGUGGGCCCCCAGGGGCCUCCUGGAAAGUCUGGAGCUGAAGGCUUACGUGGCAUCCCGGGGCCUGUGGGUGAGCAGGGACUUCCUGGAGCUGCUGGCCAAGACGGUCCUCCUGGACCAUUGGGUCCUCCAGGUCUUCCUGGCUUGAAAGGUGACCCUGGUACUAAGGGUGAGAAGGGUCAUCCAGGUCUGAUUGGUCUGAUCGGUCCUCCCGGUGAGCAAGGAGAGAAGGGUGACCGAGGACUGCAAGGACCUCAGGGACUUGGUGGAGGCAAGGGUGAUGCUGGUCUCAUUGGUGCUUCUGGUCCCCUCGGUCCCCCAGGUCCUCCUGGUAUUCCUGGAACACAAGGACAGAAAGGAUCCAAAGGAUCAACUGGUUCAGCUGGCCAGAAGGGAGACCCUGGCCUGAUAGGACCACCAGGUCCUCCUGGCCCAGCUGGUGACAUCAUUCAGCCCCUCCCCAUCCAGACAAGUAAAAAAUCGCGGAGGUCACCUGACAUGCAGGAUGACGAAGCAGCGGAAAUGAUGGAUUAUGGUAUGGAGGGAAUGGAGGAUGUGUUUGGAUCCCUCAACACCCUCAAGCAGGACAUUGAACGCAUGAAGUUCCCACUGGGGACCCAGGAUAACCCAGCCAGAACCUGCAAAGACCUGCAGCUCAGCCAGCCAGACUUCCCUGAUGGACAUUACUGGAUCGAUCCAAAUAUGGGAUGCAUGGGAGAUGCCUUCAAAGUGUACUGUAACUUCACUGCAGGAGGAGAAACUUGCAUUUACCCCGAUAAAAAGUCCUCAGGGGUUAGAAUAUCAAACUGGCCAAAGGAGUCCCCAGGAUCUUGGUUCAGUGAAUUUAAGCGUGGAAAAAUUUUGUCUUAUGUGGAUGUUGAGGAGAGCUCAAUAACCUCAGUCCAGAUGACGUUCCUCAAGUUGCUCAGCUCUUCUGCCCGGCAGAACUUCACAUACAUUUGCCAUCAGUCUGUGGCAUGGUAUGACGCCAAGGCUGACAACUAUGACAAGGCGCUGCGCUUCCUGGGCUCUAAUGAUGAGGAAAUGUCAUAUGACAACAACCCCUUCAUCAAGGUUCUUUCAGAUGGCUGCUCGCUGAAGCAGGGAUAUUCUAAGUCUGUGAUGGAAAUUAAUACUCCUCGCAUCGACCAGGUGCCUAUCAUCGAUGUCAUGUUGAAUGACUUUGGGGAAUCCAGUCAAAGGUUUGGCUUUGAGGUAGGCCCUGUCUGCUUCCUCGGCUAAAGGACACCCCCUCUUACCUUUAUGGCAAAGGUCAAGGAGUGUGGCCAGCCAAAGAGACCCCCUCCUUGCGCCACAAACACACACACCAGCACCCGCACUGUGUAAUCGGAAAUGGAAUAUUCAUCGAACGACUGAAGCCUGCAAUUGGAAUAAACCAGAAAGAGGACACAAACUACCUGGUGGACAAUGGCGCACUUUCAGGAGAAGGAGGAGGACCCAUUCCUUUACCAAUUUUCCAAACUUGUUUUUUUUUUUUUUCUCCACUUGAACUCUUAAGCCUUGUUUUUUGUCCCAUUCCAACUUUAAUCCGAGCACCAUUUACUCCUGAUCCCAGUCCUUCCCCAAGCUCCAAUCCAAUUAAUUCCCAAUCCCGUUCCUUCCCGUUUUCCCUGUAUCCAUUACAGAUCCUCCUCCAGGUGCUGCUCUGAGCAAGACAACCACAGUGGUGUGCUCUUGUUGUAAACACCCAAACACUUAAGGUGCUAUUGAAAGUGCAUUUUUUUGGUAAAACUGUAAUUAUUAUUUUGUACAAUACUGUUCUUUAAUGAUUGCCUUUAAAUCUUGCAUGUGCGUCAAAAUUGAUUUGAUGAAAUAUUGAUAACUAUCAAGAGUAUUUUCUCUAGAAUUUUGUUGUUGUUGUUGUUUUCAUGUUUGAAAACCAACAGUGCAACAGAUUUCUUCACAAGAUGUCAAUCAAUCAAGUGUCCCUGCCAACUAUAAAAUAAAACAAGCAUUUCAAACCA